GGCAGUAUUUAUGAAGCCGCCCUGGAUGGAUGUGGGACAUAUUUCUACACAGAGACAGAAAGUGAUCACGGCUGCACAGAGUCUCAUUGUUUUAAACCGGAUUUAGGUAAUUUUCAAAGGAUAAAAUAUCAGACCUGCUGGAGGAGAGAUGAAGCUUCUGACAUCCGCCCUCCUCCUCAUCGUUCUUACAACCAGCUCAGCUAGGCCGAUCCACUCUGACGCCGACAUCUCCGACAGUGACCUGAAGCAGGGAUGGCUGUUCGGGAACCACCGGAGAUUCUGGCGCUCGUCUGAAUCUUCUGCCCAAGAUUCCAAUGAUUCCACUGACUCCUCCGAUUCCUCUGAUUCCUCCGAUUCCUCUGAUUCCUCUGAUUCCUCUGAUUCCUCGGAGUCAAGCGAGUCUUCAGAGGAAGUUCUUGUCACAGAUCCGACCAGCCCACCUAUGACGAGUACUGCUGCAAUGACCACCAUGACGAAAGGAGAAGAGCUCCCCACCAAACCAGGCAUGAUCACCACGGAUGACCCGACUGCGACGGAAGGCUCGACCGACACCACGCCUGGUUCCCCGUCCACCGAUGUGACGCAUUGUUUUACAGAAGAGAUUCUAACAUUCGCUCCCAUCACCGACAACAGAGGAGACAACUAAGCACCUGACACAACUGUUAAACCACAUGUUAACACAUUAGAGCUUUGUCUACAAAUGUUAUUUGUCUUUGUGGAUCUGUGUUUGGACUCAUCGUGUUUAUGAAUUUGUUGUUUUCUUCACGCUUAGUUUUUGGAUUUGUGUCUCUUUUGGUUUAUUACUUCCUGUUUUAUUUUUUGGUACUUCCUGUCUUUGUCUGCCCUGCAUUGAUUAGUUUUACGUGUGUUUAUCUUAUGUCUGUUCUUCUCAUUAUUCUCUACUGUAGCUUGUGUUUAUUUAUCAUGUGUUCGAGGUGCACCAAACCUGUCGGUCAAAUUAAAGACGGUUUACUGGAAAA
Messenger RNA from Pleuronectes platessa (European plaice), 980 nucleotides. Its product is annotated as dentin sialophosphoprotein. Bases 149 to 646 code for a protein of 165 amino acids. The record is from RefSeq and is a predicted model, not a curated record. The transcript is spliced from 3 exons. Lineage: Eukaryota; Metazoa; Chordata; Actinopteri; Pleuronectiformes; Pleuronectidae.